GUAGUUUAUGCCCGGGAGCUGCAACAGUGGAUACAUAGCGGGUUAUGGAUGAACUGCCAGACAAGGCCAUCUGGAAUGCUCUCUUGUACUUAUACGUUUACCAAGAACGAUAUUGACUUCUAUACAAACGCUCAAGUGGUCAAUAUCAGAACGCCUCCAUUCUACGAUUGGCAACACAACUUACUGUAUGUAUUGUUAUUUGGUCAAUUUUUUGCCUUAUUUGCGCUGGUGUGCUUUUGUUAUUCGCAAGCGGCUGAUGUUAGCAAGAAUGCGCCUUUCCUCUUCACCAUUGCUAUCGGCAUUUCCGCGCUGAUCAACAUUGGCUGCAACGUUGCGUUUCAAAUAUUCGCUCACAUGGUCGAGUACAGGUUCUAUCACGUUAGCGUUAGCGGCAUUUAUGAGAAGCAAGUUGGUUAUUCGUAUUUUGUACAUUUGACUGGUUCCCUGCUAUUGUUACUGUCUUUCCUAUUCUCACUUGCUUAUAUCGUGGUGCUCUAUAAUCGUCCGGAUGUCGCUCGAAACAAUCGAAGCGUUUGUCAGAAUCGCCAUCCUCAGGAAGAUUUUUUCGCAAUGCGUGCCUUGCCUGAACUGCCUCCAAAAUACCGAAAAUGA
Messenger RNA from Gongylonema pulchrum, 612 nucleotides. NCBI's taxonomy places the organism in Eukaryota, Metazoa, Nematoda, Chromadorea, Rhabditida, Gongylonematidae. The record is from the annotation of a GenBank genome assembly.